CGGUGCCCUGCGCCCCAGGUACAAAAGGCUGGUGGACAACAUCUUCCCUGAGGAUCCCGAGGAUGGCCUGGUGAAGACCAACAUGGAGAAGCUGACCUUCUACGCCCUGUCAGCUCCAGAAAAGCUCGAUCGCAUUGGCGCCUACCUCUCUGAGAGGCUUAUCCGUGACGUGGGUCGUCAUCGAUAUGGGUACGUGUGCAUCGCCAUGGAGGCGCUGGACCAGCUGCUCAUGGCCUGUCACUGCCAGAGCAUCAACCUCUUCGUGGAGAGUUUCCUCAAGAUGGUGGCCAAGCUGCUUGAGUCUGAGAAGCCCAACCUGCAGAUCCUUGGCACCAACUCGUUUGUGAAGUUUGCCAACAUAGAGGAGGACACCCCAUCCUACCAUCGGAGCUACGAUUUCUUCGUGUCUCGCUUCAGUGAAAUGUGCCACUCCGGCCAUGAAGACUUGGAGAUCAAGACUAAAAUCCGAAUGUCAGGUAUCAAAGGUCUGCAAGGGGUGGUGAGGAAGACCGUGAAUGAUGAACUGCAGGCCAAUAUCUGGGACCCACAGCACAUGGACAAGAUUGUCCCAUCCCUGCUUUUCAAUCUGCAACACGUGGAGGAGGCAGAGAGCCGGUCCCCCUCCCCCCUCCAAGCACCAGAGAAGGAGAAAGAGAACCCUGCAGAGCUGGCUGAGAGGUGCCUUCGGGAACUGCUGGGCCGGGCUGCCUUUGGCAACAUCAAAAACGCCAUCAAGCCUGUUCUCGUCCAUCUGGAUAACCAUUCUCUUUGGGAACCCAAGGUGUUCGCCAUCCGUUGCUUUAAAAUCAUCAUGUACUCAAUUCAGCCGCAGCACUCCCACCUGGUUAUCCAGCAGCUCCUGAGCCACCUGGAUGCCAACAGCCGCAGCGCGGCCACGGUGCGGGCGGGCAUCGUGGAGGUCCUGUCGGAAGCUGCUGUCAUCGCCGCCACGGGCUCUGUGGGGCCCACGGUGCUGGAGAUGUUCAACACUCUGCUGAGGCAGCUGCGGCUCAGCAUCGACUAUGCUUUGACCGGGAGCUACGAUGGGGCCAUCAGCCUUGGCACCAAGAUCAUCAAGGAGCACGAAGAGCGCAUGUUCCAGGAGGCGGUCAUCAAGACCAUAGGCUCCUUUGCCAGCACGUUGCCUACUUACCAGCGCUCCGAGGUGAUCCUCUUCAUCAUGAGCAAGGUUCCACUGCCUUCCCUGCAUCACCCCAUGGAGAUGGGGAGGACCGGGGAGAACAGGAACCGGCUGACCCAGAUUAUGCUGCUGAAAUCCCUCCUACAGGUAUCCACCGGCUUCCAGUGCAACAACAUGAUGUCAGCUCUGCCCAGCAACUUCCUUGACCGCCUUCUCUCCACCUCCCUCAUGGAGGAUGCAGAGAUCCGUCUCUUCGUUCUAGAGAUUCUCAUCAGUUUCAUUGAUCGUCAUGGCAACCGUCACAAGUUCUCCACCAUCAGUACCCUCAGUGACAUCUCUGUCCUGAAGCUGAAAGUGGACAAGUGCUCCCGGCAGGACACCAUCUUCAUGAAGAAGCACUCCCAGCAGCUCUACAGACACAUCUACCUGAGCUGUAAGGAGGAAACGAACAUACAGAAGCACUACGAGGCGCUCUACGGCCUGCUGGCGCUUAUCAGCAUUGAGCUGGCCAACGAGGAGGUGGUGGUGGACCUCAUCCGCCUGGUGCUGGCUGUCCAGGACGUGGCCCAGGUCAAUGAAGAGAACUUGCCUGUUUACAACCGCUGUGCCCUCUACGCACUGGGUGCCUCCUACCUGAACCUCAUCAGCCAACUCACGACAGUGCCUGCCUUCUGCCAGCACAUCCGUGAGGUGAUAGAGAGCAGGAAGAAAGAGGCUCCAUACAUGCUCCCUGAGGACGUGUUUGUGGAGAGACCCAGGCUGUCUCAAAACCUUGAUGGAGUGGUGAUUGAGUUUCUCUUCCGCCAGAGCAAGAUCAGUGAAGUCCUGGGGGGCAGUGGUUACAAUGCAGACAGGCUCUGCCUGCCCUACAUCCCUCAGCUGACAGAUGAGGAUCGCUUAUCCAAGAGGAAGAGCAUUGGAGAAACCAUUUCCCUGCAGGUGGAGGUAGAAUCGAGGAACAGCCCAGAGAAGGAGGAGGUGAGUCGCGUGCCUGCCGAGGAGAUCACCUAUGAGACGCUGAAGAAGGCCAUUGGUAACGUGGCCGUCGAGGAGCAGGAGCGUGAACGGCGGCGACAGGUGGUGGAGAAGUUCCAGAAGGCGCCCUUCGAGGAGAUUGCAGCGCAUUGCGGGGCCCGGGCAUCACUGCUGCAGAGCAAACUCAAUCAGAUCUUUGAAAUCACCAUCCGGCCCCCCCCAAGCCCAUCAGGAACCAUCACCGCAGCCUAUGGCCAGCCUCAGAGCCACUCCAUCCCCGUCUAUGAGAUGAAGUUUCCCGAUCUGUGCGUAUACUGAAUUCCAAGACACAGCUUCUCGGAGGGGUGGGGCCUGAGGGAGGGGCUCUCCUUCACGCCCACCCCGACGCCAUGGAGAUCUAACUGGGAUCUCAGAGAAAAAGCACCUUGGACAGCUAAGCAAAGUGGAGCCCUGGGCCCCCCUGGCCCCCUCUCGGCCUCCCUGCUUCCUCUUUGUCUUCCCUGAGGGAGAUCUGGCCACAUGCCCCUCUGGGGCCAAUAAGCAUCCUACCUGUGCCCUUUGUCUCCUCCUCGGUGUCAUCCUGGGGUCAAGAGUCACUGGGGGUCUCCAGAGAGAGGCUGAGGUCCCAGGAAACUCCUGCUUAGUGUAGUAAGUGAAGGGCUUUCACGGGGGUCGGUGCACAGCUGCCAUUCCCCCAGGAGGGAACUAGAGAGAGACACAGUUGGUCAAAGGAAGC
This is a messenger RNA of Physeter macrocephalus (sperm whale), 2852 nucleotides long. It is a transcript of the gene EFR3B, whose product is annotated as EFR3 homolog B. Bases 83 to 2434 code for a protein of 783 amino acids. Gene Ontology annotation, cellular component: plasma membrane. The transcript is spliced from 22 exons. Gene Ontology annotation, biological process: protein localization to plasma membrane. NCBI's taxonomy places the organism in Eukaryota, Metazoa, Chordata, Mammalia, Artiodactyla, Physeteridae. The record is from RefSeq and is a predicted model, not a curated record.